AUGAAACCCUACUCGGUUCUCCAUUUCAUCGGGGCGGCCAUGGCCGCAAUCACCAUCAGAGACCCUGGGGACAUUAUACCUGCGUUCCAAUGGGAAUCUGACAACGCCAUUCUUGCCGAUUACAACGUAAGCACCGAGGCAGUGCAAAGAAUUGCCCAAGUUGGCCCCUACAUGGUGCGUGGGCAGGAAAAGCGAUUUAACCAUACUACGCUGGCUGUCAGCGGCAACGACACAAGCGUCCUGGUCGCGACAGAGCACGCCAAUGUGUAUGUCGACCAUACGGAGGUUGUGAAAUUUGGCUAUUCCAGCAACCUCAUCCAGGCCAGCUUUUAUGGCGUAAACUCAGCCGUGCUCGUCGCAAACAACAGCCAGCUGCGUUUGACGGACGUCAACAUCACAACACACAAUGGUGCGGCAAAUGUUUACGCCUACGGCACCGACUCCGUGGCCUAUAUUGAUAACGCCUGGCUGUAUAGUUCGGGGCCAACAGCGCAUGGGUUGUAUGCUGCCGGCAAUGGAACAUUCCGGGCGAGAAAUGUGCACCAUUUUAGUGGUGGGAACCGCUGCUCUUCGUUUUCCGGGGAUACUCCAGCUGGAUACCUCUAUGUAGAGGACUCGAUCGCUCAUACUACCGGAAUUGGAUCGGCUAUUGUCUUUGCAGUCAAACAUGCGAACCUAACCAAUGUAGUCGGGUAUGCCGAGCAGUCGCCCGCCUUCUUCACUAUCGGUGAAGGCCAUGCCGUUGCUACGGACUGCGACCUCACUGCUGGACUUUUGGGUGGGGCAGUCAUAUUUAGCAUCUCCAAGGAUACCCAGGCAUAUCCAUUUCAGUUUACUCUGGAGAACACGAGAUUGAAGGUUCUAGGCGAUGCACCGGGACUCUGGUACGGAACGGUCUAUGCCGACAGCUACAUCCGCAACAGUCAGAUUAUCACCGAGUCAGGAAUACUUGCCGUGGCUAAUUUUUCAACGAUCACUGAGGCUUUUAACUUCUAUUCUGACUAUGCAACUUCCGGGGAUAUAGUCGCUACCGCUGAUAGUCGCAUUUACGUCGAAGAGAGUACUCUGGAAGGCGAUCUAGUUGCAUACAAUGGAAGCACACUGGAAUUCUCCCUUGAACGACAUUCACAUUGGAGUGGGCGAGCUUAUGUCGGAUAUGGAGAAGCGGAGCUGGCCGUGUACCUCGAUAAGACAAGCAGUUGGAAUCUUACAGGGGAUACUGCGCUAAAGAACUUUACCAACGCAGACAUGUCCUUUGGCAAUGUCAACAGCAACGGUUUCUCCGUCACAUAUGACGCUGAUGCUCCCGCAAACAAGCCGCUGGCAAGACGGACUUUUAAUCUCACUGGGGGAGGAACUGUCUCGCCAGCCUAG
This is a messenger RNA of Aspergillus costaricaensis CBS 115574, 1374 nucleotides long. RefSeq lists its product as uncharacterized. The record is from RefSeq and is a predicted model, not a curated record. The coding region runs from base 1 to 1374 and encodes 457 amino acids. The transcript has a single exon. NCBI's taxonomy places the organism in Eukaryota, Fungi, Ascomycota, Eurotiomycetes, Eurotiales, Aspergillaceae.